GCGGCGGCGGCGGCGGCGGCAGUGCAGCCGAGCGGGGCUGGAACCGCCCCCCUGGAGCUCCCCGGCCAGCAACCUAGGAGGAUGCCCUGGAGGUCCAGCUAGGGCCUGACUUCGGCCCCAUGCGGCUCACGCGCUGCCAGGCUGCCCUGGCGGCCGCCAUCACCCUUAACCUCCUGGUCCUCUUCUACGUCUCGUGGCUGCAGCAGCAGCCCAGGAACUUCCGGGCCCGGGGGCCCCGCCGUGGAUCUGCCACCGGCCCCCGCGUCACCAUCCUGGUGCGGGAGUUCGAGGCCUUCGACAACGCGGUGCCCGAGCUGGUGGACUCGUUCCUGCAGCAGGACCCAGGCCAGCCGGUGGUGGUGGCAGCCGACACGCUCCCCUACCCGCCCCUGGCCCUGCCGCGCAUCCCCAACGUUCGCCUGGCGCUGCUCCAGCCCGCGUUGGACCGGCCGGCCGCGGCCUCGCGCCCCGAGACCUACGUGGCCACCGAGUUCGUGGCGCUGGUGCCCGACGGGGCGAGGGCCGACGCACCGGGCCAGCUGGAGCGCAUGGUGGAGAUGCUCCGGGCGGGAGGCGCACGCCUGGUGGCCGCCCCGGUCGCCUCGGCCAACCCUGCCCGGUGCCUGGCCCUGAACGUCAGCCUGCGGGAGUGGACGGCCCGCUACGGCCCGGCCCCCGCCGCGCCCCGCUGCGACGCCCUGGACGGGGAUGCCGUGGUGCUGCUGCGCGCCCGCGACCUCUUCAACCUCUCGGCUCCCCUGGCGCGGCCGGUGAGCACGGGCCUCUUCCUGCAGACCGCCCUGCGCGGCUGGCCGGUGCAGCUGCUGGACGUGCCCUUCCCGGCGGCGCGCCAGCCCCCGCUGGCCACGGCCCACGCGCGCUGGAAGGCGGAGCGCGAGGCGCGCGCGCGGCGGGCGGCUCUGCUGCGGGCGCUGGGCAUCCGCCUGGUGCGCUGGGAGGGCGGGCGGCUCGAGUGGUUCGGCUGCAGCAAGGAGACCCCGCGCUGCUUCGGGACGGUGGUGGGCGACACGCCGGCCUACCUGUACGAGGAGCGCUGGACGCCCCCGUGCUGCCUGCGUGCGCUCCGGGAGACCGCGCGCUACGUGGUGGGCGUGCUGGAGGCGGCGGGCGUGCGCUACUGGCUGGAGGGCGGCUCGCUGCUGGGGGCGGCCCGCCACGGCGACAUCAUCCCGUGGGACUACGACGUGGACCUGGGCAUCUACCUGGAGGACGUGGGCAACUGCGAGCAGCUGCGGGGCGCCGAGGCGGGCUCGGUGGUGGAUGAGCGCGGCUUCGUGUGGGAGAAGGCGGUGGAGGGCGACUUCUUCCGCGUGCAGUACAGCGAGAGCAACCACCUGCACGUGGACCUGUGGCCCUUCUACCCCCGCAACGGGGUCAUGACUAAGGACACGUGGCUGGACCACCGGCAGGACGUCGAGUUCCCCGAACACUUCCUGCAGCCUCUCGUGCCCCUGCCCUUUGCCGGCUUCGUGGCGCAGGCGCCCAACAACUACCGCCGCUUCCUGGAGCUCAAGUUCGGCCCCGGGGUCAUCGAGAACCCCGAGUACCCCAACCCCGCGCUCCUGAGUCUGGCAGGAGGCGGCUGAAGCCCUGCCCCCCGCGCCCGCGCUCAGGGGAACAUUCGGGCACGGGGAGCUGUCCUUUGUCUCGGUGCCGCCGGCGCUUGAUGGGCGGCGCAGGGAUGCCAGGCCGCCCUGCAGGGCCCAGCACAGUCCGGACAUCAGAGACGUGCCCUACUCAAGAUUUCCAAGAACCCGGGCUCCCGGGCUGGGACAGAGUUUUGGAAAGAGAGAGAGAAAGAGUGUAGGUUCUGGGGCCCUCCUGUCGCGAAUGAGACCCCGGCUCUCCCACUUACUAGGUACCUGGGCCUGGGCGAGGGUCCCAGUUUCUCUGUGCCUCAGUUUCCUCCAGGAUUCAGUGAGUACCCUCCGUGUCUGGCGCGGAACGAGCCUCAGGACACCUGGCUGCUGGGGUCGCUUGUGCCACUAGAGGCCGCCCUUGUGCUACCGUGGGGACCUGCGUUCCGUCGCUGCCGCGUCUGGAGCCCUUGGUGGCCCGGGACAGGGUGACGAUCUCCUUGAUCUGCCUUCUGCCAGUUCUUCCAGAACGCGGCCUCCCCCCGUCAUGGGAGAGCUGCGGGGUGCAUGCUGCGCUUAACCCCAUCUUGCCCGGGAGGAAAGAGGCUCGGAGCUCUGCGGUGCUGCUGGGGAGAAGAACCGAGUUGGGAUCCCGGCUCCGCUCCUUGGCUGUGUGACCUCGUUAUUUUAGCUCUCUGCACCCGUUUCCCCAUUUGCAAGGCGGGGUACCCCAUAACCAUAGCUCACGUUUACUGAGCACCGACUGUAUACCAUUCGUCCUUCUCAGUGUUUCACACGGAUUAACCGAUCCCACACCUCGACCCUCCAAGGGGAGGGGCUGCUCUUAUUUGCAUUUUGCUGGUGAGGAAACUGAGGCCAGCAUGGUGAAGUCGCUUGCUGAAGGUCAGACAGCUUAGGAAGUGGCAGCGUGGGGGCUUGAACCCCGGGUGGCCGUGGAGCCCACAUGAAGCCGCCCAGUCUGCCCCUGUCUAGUAAGGGUAGGGGACAGGGGCCUCCGGGACCAGGGCGGGCAGCCUUCCUAGUGUAGUCAUGCACCUGAGAGUAAAUAGCCUUUGGGCAUGAGCCCUCAGGAUGUGUGUUUAUUUAUAAAUUAUAUCCAGGUACUACUGUCAUUCUGUAUAUUAGUAAUAAGGCUUAAAUUAUUCCAUUUUUAAAAUAAAGAUAAAUAGGGUUUUGUCUGCUUGCCUCGUCCCAGUGGCUUGUCCUGCACAGCCCCCCCUCCAUAGUGGGCGGGGCCUGGGGUCAGACCCCAGCGCUGCCGCCUCCUCCGCUGUGGGCGGGGGCCACCGUGACUCUCCUCUGCACCCCUGCUUCCAACCUGGGAAAUGGAGGUGGUGGUGGCCCUCACCCCGCAGGCUGCUGGGAGGCGCUUGAGUGGUGAAGGGGUCCGAGUCAGGGCUGGGUUUGGCUCCUGGCUUGGCCGCUUACUUUCUUUGUGACCUUAGGCAAGUGGCUGCCUCUCUGAACCUCUAGAUUGAGGCUGGGGGUGGGGUGGUGAUAUUGCAAAAGGGUAAAACCCUCAUGGGGAGGGGCCUUCACAGGCCAGCGAGACAAGAAAGAAGAGAACUUAGCCCAAUUUCCUGAGACUCAGACAUCCACAGCCAGACCUCAUAACCCAGCCUCUGUUUUUAACCACUGGACCCGCAAAUGGCUCACAAAGAGACUGUUGUUGGCUUCCCAUGGAACAUUCUGGAAGCAUAUAGGGACAAUUUGGCUUAUCGCUGUGAUCGGGCGGUGCUUCUGGCUCUUGGAAGGCGUGGCCCAGGGAUGGAGAUGUCUUAUGCCAUAUGCCACGUUGCUUGUCACAUACAGUUUUAAAAUGUCCCAUCAGACAUUCACGAAGGACAGAUGAUGUCCAAAAUAUUUUGCAACUGGUAAAGUCAUAGAAAUUAACAGAAUCACUAUAGGCAUCAAAUUUUUAAAAUAUCUUUUUUCUCUAAAUAAUCAAGAUGACCUAUCUUGAUAUACCUAUUUCUUUAAAUUGUUUGCCAAGAACAGAAGUUGAAGCUCAAAUCAUUUUCAAAUUAUCGUCAUGUUUUUAUUUAGAAAUUGUGUGAUUUCUUGAGUGACACAGCUGUAUAUAUGUAUGUGUGUAUAUAUAUAAACAUAAAAUAACCUAUGAUAUAUUUAUUUAUUUAUUUAAAAUAACUCUGCCUGAGCUGUGAUUUGAUAAGAGAACCACAUCCAGUGCUUCUAGCAACUUCCCAUUAACUUGAGAACCAGUGGGUGACGUGGGAUCUCAACAGAUAACUCAUCUAAGCAUCAACCACAGUUCUGUUUUCUCCUCUCUUCGCUGUUCUAAACUGACAGCAAUUACAUUAAAACUUUCCUAGCCCUUGUAA
Molecule: messenger RNA, 3961 nt
Organism: Equus quagga
Lineage: Eukaryota; Metazoa; Chordata; Mammalia; Perissodactyla; Equidae
Gene: FKRP
Product: fukutin related protein
Exons: 3
Coding region: 120-1607 (495 amino acids)
Biological process (GO): protein O-linked glycosylation via mannose
Cellular component (GO): Golgi apparatus
Source: RefSeq, a predicted model, not a curated record